AUGUGUAUGUGUGUUUGGAUGUUUGUAUGUGCGUUGUGUUUUUAGAAGGGAAGCGGGAGUAUAAUUUGCCACCCCGGUCCCGCGGUGGCGAGUAUUUAUGUUCAUGCACCGGGUUAUUUUUAGCGCACUGCUUUUAUUAGGAAGCAUAUACAUGUAAAAAUACUCCCGCGAUUGUGGCGAGUGGGAGAGAGAGAUAGAGAGAGAGAGAGAGUCAGAGAAAGAGCGGCCGUUUCGAGAGGUGGUCAGCUCAUUAGACCAAGCACUCAGCAUCCACUAGCGAGCUAAAUUGUGCAUUUUUGAAUGCAACAAAUCGCACAAAAAGGAGUGUUUCGAUAAAGUGUCAUUGAAGCUCGGGCACUAACAGUUGCUCGGAAGUUGGUCGUUGAAAUUAUUGCUUUGGAGUGGAGGAAUGGGUUCCAUUAGAAUUGAUGCUUUUUUUAGACAACAAAACGCGAUGUUAUAAUAUCUCGAUUCUGAUGCUUCUGUUUAAAAGCACAUUAAGCUAGUCAUACGGUAUUUCUGCGAACCGUUGAGUAGUAAUUCAAUUUGAAAAUCAUUUAUGAAUUGGCCUCAUCCCUUGUUAGCCUCAGUGGUGGGUGAUAAUGAGUCCCAUUGGUUGGUAAUUGCAUCGGUUAAAAUUGUUUAUAAAAAUGAGAACGUCAGCAUUGUGCCGGUCACUUGUGUUAAGCGUGUCGUACGGGAAUUAUUUCUCUGUGAAACUCUUUGUGUGAGUGAAUGGCAGAAUGGCAAUACCUCAUAGCAUGUUACUGCUGCUUUUCGUGUCGUCCAUGUGCGUGAUGGUGACAUUAGGCGCACCGAAUUUUUCCUACAUCAAAGGAAAUGUGUCCAGCACGAUCGUGAAUCUUACCGGCGAAGGCAACCCCGAAGACUAUUCCUUUCUCACUAACAGCACCGAGGAACUCAUUUUCGAUAACGCAACGAUCGGUGUGCUUGAUCUAACGCACCCGCUCGCUAGCAUACGGCCCUGGAAAGUGGUGAUCACCAACUCGAACGUUACACGCGUACUGUUUCCGGCAGCGAUGAGCGCCAGUGUAGUGCACCUGACCCACAUGGGCGUUGAGGAUGUGGAGUUCGAAAACAACACAAGCUUGCAGGACUUCCGUGCCGACUACACUUCGCUGCAGGUGGUGUCACCGACCGUGUCCAAGCUGCUGACGCUCGACAUCCUCUGGAUAACGCACUCACAGCUGACCAACUUUAGCUUCGAUGUGUUGGAAAACUCACCCGUCUCUUUGCUGUAUCUGGUGGGCAACAAGAUCGAGCUGGUCACGAUCACGCCCGGGCUGGUGUGUUGCCGCAAUUUGGAAGAACUAUUCCUCUCCGGCAAUCAGCUGAAACGGCUCGAUUUCGGCACGAUGGCACUGAUGAGCAAAUUGAAGACGAUUCUGCUGGAGGGCAACCGAUUGGCUGAGGUGCAGCUAAACCUGCCGGAUAGGGGGCACCAGCAGAUGACGGUCAACGAGGCGGGCGAUGUGCAGACGUUUUGCUCGUGGCGUACGUACUACAUUGAGCAGGAGCAGAAGAAUCAAGACGUGCCCAGGCCCAACUGUACCGACUACUUUGCGACACUGCUAUCGGUUCACAUGCCCAGGAACGCGUUUGAGCAUAUCGAUUUUGGCGUCUUUCGCCUGAUGAAUAAUCUAAACUCGCUGGAUUUAACGAAAAAUCGACUGCUGGAGCUGGUCGCAACCGAGGAGAAGGUGCCGAUAAGGUUAAGCGAGCUGUUUGCCUCCAACAACAACAUAUCGGACGUAUAUCUACGCCCGUUCCCGGCAAUGAAAGCGAUCUAUCUGUAUGACAAUAACGUAAAUACGCUCAAUAUGAGCAGCCUGCCCGGCGAGCUGGACUACUUGAACCUGGUCAACAACCCGCUCGAUUGCAAUGAGCUACCGCAUAUGAACAGCAGCGUAAAAGCCCUGGGACCAUACACGGAGUGUUAGUGAAGCUGAGCUGAACGCUGUCCGCCGGCAAAAAGAACUUGUAUUUCUGUACAACUGUUUGUGAAUGUUGAAUGUAAAUAGCUGCUCCUUGAGUUGUUUUAACUGUUUGUAGAAUAAACAUUAGAUCUCAGGGUUUGGUAGAAAGUUCGGGUAGUAAAGAUUAAUAUUCGAUGUAAAAAUUGAAACCUUGCACUGUAAAUGUGAUCCCCCCUGCCGUAGCCAUAUCGGUGAAAGGGAUAACUUUCCCUAGGAAUGUAUUUUAUCUUGUGUUAUUGCAGGAUACAUAAUUUAAAAUCUUUGCUGGUUGAUGCACACCAUAGGUCUGCAAUGACUUUAGUAGAGAAAUUAAAUUACCAAUAUCAUACGUCUACUGCUUUUGAAACAUCGCAGCUAUUCCCGGCACACGCGCUUCGACGUAUAUAUCCAUUGCGAAGAUGGUGAUGUUACGGGGAGCGAUCAGUUUGAACUGCAGCUUGUAAUCCCCCGGUGGUAUAUUUUUCGGUGCGUGACGCUCUUGCAGGUACCACGAAACAUUGUACGUACGGUUCUGGAAAACACGAGAUACAUAAAAAGGAGGCGAACUCCAACAAAAAGCUUUUCGUACAAUACUUACGCCCGUGGGGCACGGUACCAGUAGCUCCGGAAGCGUCUCUUCAAUCACAUCGUACACUAGCUUUUCCACGCUGAACUGUGGAGGGUGUCUGAUAUAUUCACAACCAUUGCCUUCUACAGUGAUCAAGAAUGGUUGAUAGGUACUGUAUUUGUAGAAUAGUAAAAUCUUGAUCAUGACAUUGUCGUAGAUUUUCGGCACAUUUAAGGACAGAUUGACCAGUGUGGGUGCGUUCCUUCGUGGGAUGCUUUUGCACGCGUAAAGCGUGGACUCUUUGUACGGAGUGUCGAUGCAGACGUAUUUCUUGAUCUUGAGUGAAUACGAAUUGGCGUUAGUGCAGCACGACGGCAAACAGGCCAGCAGUGAUAUACAUGUGAAGUAUAGCGCUACGUAAAAUGUUUGUCCGUACAUCAGUGCGGAUGGUCUCAUCGUCAGUUCACCAGAAGAAAUAGAGAAGUGUUGCA
This is a messenger RNA of Anopheles merus, 3035 nucleotides long. RefSeq lists its product as uncharacterized. The transcript has 2 exons. NCBI's taxonomy places the organism in Eukaryota, Metazoa, Arthropoda, Insecta, Diptera, Culicidae. The record is from RefSeq and is a predicted model, not a curated record. The coding region runs from base 744 to 1961 and encodes 405 amino acids.